Messenger RNA from Setaria italica (foxtail millet), 3253 nucleotides. RefSeq lists its product as uncharacterized. Bases 267 to 3128 code for a protein of 953 amino acids. Lineage: Eukaryota; Viridiplantae; Streptophyta; Magnoliopsida; Poales; Poaceae. The transcript has 4 exons. The record is from RefSeq and is a predicted model, not a curated record.
CUCGCACAUUCUAGCACAGGAUAUCCGUAUCAGGGCCAAUCAUCAGGAUAACAUGUAAACUCAGGUAGAAUGUAAGUCUGCGAUGGUGGUGAUUGAAUCAUCCACCGUCUACUUGCCGAGCAGUCACAGCGGCCCAAGCCCAGCAACUCGAUCGAUCGAUCCCCUUUCGUGGUCCUCGCCCCAAAUCUCCCCAGCCCUAGCUAGAGAAUCGAUCUAAUACCCCAAUCCGGCCGCCGCCGCCUCCUCCACCGAACCCCCUCAGAUCCAUGGCCGCCGCCGAUGCUCCCGCCGGCUCCGGCGGCGCCCUCCCCAAUUGGGUGAUGCUGGAGCGCUUCAUCUUCCGUAGGGACGACCCCCAGUCUUUCCGUGAGGACAAGAGGACCUCCGCGACCGGCGAGACCUCCGUCGGCGCUCACUUCCGCAUCUCCUUCAUCCUCGCCGAGCCCCCCACUCCCUCGCGCCUCUACCUCAGCUGGCCUGGAGGCCCCAAGCAGGAGAUGAUGUGCCACCUCGUGGCGGCCCACCGCAACCUCGUCCUCCUCAGGCUGGACUCCUUCGUCGACCCCUCCAACACGUCGCCGUUCGGCGAGAUGGCGCACGACUACUUCAUCUACUACGUCGCCGCCGACCCCCGCUCGCAGGCGCAAUCCACGCCUGCUCUCAGACGGCUGCCAGGUUGCACCGUGCACAACGCGUAUUUCGGGAGGCCGAUCCCGAUCCCGUUCUUGCCUUGGGGUGUUGGCCUGUUGUGCUGUGGUGAGGAGUUUGCCGUGGCGUAUCUGAGUGUAGGCAGGCGUGACCCGGAGGCCGAGGCGCUGGAGGUGGAGUUGCGGGUGCUCCGUUCGACCGUUGGAGGUGAUUCUAUCGAUGGUGGUGAGAAGUGGGAGGCCAAGUAUCUUCCGAUCCAGGGUCAGGAUGAUGUUGAAGGCAUCGAUCUGCUCGAGUGGAAGACAAACGAAGUGGUUCCCUUCAAGAAUGCCCUGCUCUGGGUGGACUAUAGCAAAGGUGUAUUGUAUUGUGAGGAUGUCUGUGGAGACAGCCCCAAGGUCAAGUUCAACGGUUUUCCUCCGGAUUACUACAGCUACCAUUGUUACUCCAGCAAACAUCCUUCAGGCUUCCCCGAGUUGUACCGCAGCUUGUGCGUCACCGAAGGUGGUCGCACGUUGGCAUUCCUUGAUGUUAUCCGCCAUGAUGGCGCUGAUGUAGGCCAGAUGGUGCCUGACACUGGUUUCACCAUCGUCUCCAUGGCAGUGACGGAAACGCAGUCAGCCCAUAGUUUUAGGGUUGAAGCAGAUGACCUGUGGGCUACACCCCCCCUGAAGGAUCACCUACAUGAGGUUAUGAUACUCCCGUUGCUGAGUAUGGAUGAUGUCAAUGUUGCGCACUUUGUAUUGUAUGAUUGGGCAGACUUGUCUGGCAAGUUCAAGGUCUCGCUAGUUACCAUUGACCUGAGCACCAAGCGAGUGGUUGGCUCAGUUGUUCCAUACAUCGAUGAGGGAGAUGUUUCUACUGACGAUGCUGAUUUGGUCAAGGGUAAACCAAAUUACUUUAUGCGCUUCCUUCCAGCAGAAUUCCCCAAGUUCCUGAAUCUCCAAAGCACUUCUCCCCGUGGCCUCACCCUGCAGCUGGCGCCCAAGAAGGAGCUGCGGUUGUCGGUCUCCUCCGGGGGGCGGGCCGCGGCCCCGCCUACGGCGAGCGGCGGGGCUCCUGGUGCGGCCGCGGAUCCCCCCGCGGAGGUGGCCCCUGCGGAGGCGACUGGCGGAGCGGUGGCGGUGUUAGCUGCGGGAGGUGGAGCGGGCUCUACUCCGCCUUCGGCCCCUCCGGUCGCCCCUUCAGCUCGGGGCGCGAUCCCCCCGGGCUCUCAGGCCGGGGAGGUGAUCGACCUCGACGCCGACGAGGUGGAGGAGACGGCGGCGACGGGAGGCAGGGUGGAUGCCCCCGCUGCCGUGGCGGGAUCAGAGGAGGAGGGGGCGCCUGCUCCCGGAGGCGCAGCGUCAGCAGAGGCAGCGGUGACGGAGGCAGGGGCCUCCGCCCCGGUCACCCCCGCGGGAGUGACUCUGGCGGCUGAGGUGGAGGUGCCCACAGGGGUACCGUUGGCGGCCUCGGCGGCGACGAGCGUGCAGGCGCCGGGGCCGUCGGCGGAUCCGGCGGCCUCUAGCGUCGUGGUGCCGUCCUCGACGGCGACGUCAGGGUCGGCCCCUGUCUCAACCUCGGCUUCCUCCAUCCUGAGGGCGUGGAGAGGGUCCGUCCUCAGCUGGUCAUCCCGUGAUGACCCGCCGAGGCACCUCUUCGCGCUGGACGACGCCGCCGAGUGGCAUAGGUGGCAGGCGAUGCAGGGCGGCGUCACCCAGGUUCAGGCGGCUCUGACUUCGGCGCUGGGAGUUCUGGCCAACACCGUGGUCCCUGGCAGCCAGGCUCUCCAAGAGGGCAGCCGGGGGAAAUCUGAUUUCCUCCGGCGGCAGCAGGGUCUCUGGGAGCGUUUCAACACCGAAAGGGAGCGCACCAGGGACCUGUCCCUGCAGCUUGGCGCCGCCCAGGGGGCCGUCCGCGACCUGGAGGGGCGUGAGCGGGCGGCGUUAGAGGAGGCGCGGCGUGCGGAGGCCAGGCUCCAGGCCGUCACCGAGAAGGCCCGCCUCGACCUCGAGGAGUUCCAGGCCAUCGCGGAAAGGGCUCGCCGCGAUGCCGAGGGGCUUAAAGCUGCUGCUGCUGAGAGGGCCCGCCGCGACGCCGAGGAGCUGGCGCAGCUGAGGGGGGAGCGUGGAGCCCUCCGCACGGAGAACGAUCAACUCCGUUUGCAAGUGCAGGGGCUUCAGUCCGCCUUGUCCCGCAGCGCCGACCGGGAGCGUGAGUUGAAGGCCCAGGCCGACGGUGAGAUCGCCAAUUUGCGGGCUCUGCUCGACGAGGAGCGCGGCGAGCACGACGCCCUACAAGAUGCGGUCCGCGUCGUCUGCGAGGACUUCGGUGUAGCUCCGGAGGAGGGAUCGAGCUCUCUGCCGGCUCGUGUCCUCGAGGUGCGCCGUCGCCGUCGCGAGAUCGCCGUGGACGCACUUUGCCCGUAUGCCGACCCUGAAGCCGCCGCUCCUGCCGACCCAGAAGCCGCCGCUCCUGCCGACCCUUCUGCGAAUUAGCUGUACCGGGCUCGCGCCCCAAGAAGUUUGUAAUUAUGUCAGUCCUUCAAACUUGUUUUGCGUUGGCCAUACGGGCCUGUUCUUAUGACUUUUCGUUGCACGAAAGAACCCGAUUCCCUCUGUUA